GUCGCGGACCUUUCUCCAGGUUGUUUUCAGGCUGUGAUUUGAUAACCGCCGCCGGGUGACGUGGAGCGUCCCGAGACUUUUUCCUUCAUUGCGGCCCCCCUCUUCUUUUAGUUCUAGACUGAAGUUCGAGGAAUUCACCACUUGGCUGAAAUUAGGAUCCAGAUUUCCCAAACUUGCUUCGGAGGAAAAAGCCCUAACGAUGGAGGACAGUGAAUUCCUAGCUUAUGUGGAACUACUAGAUGAAGUGGAACAAGGCUCAGUGAGAGAAAAAGCAUCUUCUGUUAGUCUAAAUGCAGAAAGAACCCGGAAGGAGAAAAUGAAGGUUGAAGACCUAAAUGCAUGUGAGCCUGCUUCUCCUGCCCCUGAAGCACCAACUACCUCUCUGCUGAAUGACCUCAAGUACAGCCCAUCAGAGGAAGAGGAGGUGACAUACACCGUCAUUAAUCAAUUCCAGCAGAAGUUUGGUGCUGCAAUACUCCAUAUCAAGAAGCAGAAUGUCCUGAGUGUGGCAGCAGAAGGAGCGAAUGUGUGUCGCCACGGCAAACUGUGCUGGCUGCAGGUGGCCACAAAUUGCCGAGUUUACUUAUUUGACAUUUUCCUUCUGGGAAGUCGAGCUUUCAACAAUGGACUUCAGAUGAUAUUAGAAGACAAGAGAAUUUUGAAGGUUAUCCACGAUUGUCGUUGGCUUUCUGAUUGCCUCUCUCAUCAGUAUGGAAUUUUGCUGAAUAAUGUCUUUGACACACAGGUAGCAGAUGUACUUCAGUUUUCCAUGGAAACGGGUGGCUAUCUUCCAAACUGCAUCACUACUUUGCAGGAGAGUUUAAUCAAACACCUUAAAGUAGCCCCUAAAUAUCUCUCCUUUCUAGAAAAGAGACAAAAACUGAUUCAGGAAAAUCCAGAAGUGUGGUUCAUCCGACCUGUGUCACCCUCUUUACUGAAAAUUUUGGCCCUGGAAGCUACCUACCUGUUACCCCUUCGCUUGGCACUCCUAGAUGAGAUGAUGUCUGACCUAACCACCCUGGUGGAUGGUUACCUAAACACGUAUCGUGAAGGGUCUGCAGACCGGCUUGGAGGCACCGAGCCUACAUGUAUGGAGCUGCCAGAGGAACUGCUUCAACUCAAGGACUUCCAGAAGCAGCGCAGGGAGAAAGCUGCAAGAGAAUACAGGGUGAAUGCACAGGGACUCCUAAUAAGGACAGUGCUACAGCCAAAGAAAUUAGUGAUAGAGAGAGCAGGGAAAGAGGAGAAAGUCAAAGGCUUCUUAUUUGGUAAAAAUUUUAGGAUAGAUAAAGCUCCAAGUUUUACAUCUCAAGACUUUCAUGGGGAUGUGAAUUUACUGAAAGAAGAAUCUUUGAAUAAACAAGCUACAAAGCCUCAGCAUCUGCCUCCCAUAGAGGAAGGGGAAAGCAGUGAGGAUUCCAGUAACAAACUCAUUUGCUCUGAGUCAAAGGGGUCAGAGGACCAGAGAAUAACUCAGAAAGAACACUUUAGGACACCCAAACAUGAGUUGCAGGCAAGUUUAUCUCUGAAAGAGGAGAUAGAACAGUUAUUGCUGGUGGAAAACAAGGAAGAUUUAAAAUGCACAAAACAGGCUGUUUCAAUGUCUUCCUUUUCUCAGGAAACCAGAAUGUCUCCAAGUGACACCUUUUAUCCUGUAAAAAAUGCUGUGCUUUCCACACUCCCUCCUUGUCCAGCCUUGGAGAAGAUCGAUUCCUGGAUAAAUCCCUUUCUAACUCUGCCUUAGAGAUGUGCAGUUUGUUCUUAAGGCCAUGCAGGUGGCAUAUUUCCUUUGCCAUCAGGGCCUUCCACAGUGCCCACGUUCCUCAUGUUGUAAAUGUAGUAAUGCUUCAGUCACAGGGGAAAAUUAUAUCCUCUUGCUUACUCCUGUGUUCCGGGUAUGCAGAGAAUGAGAAUGAAUAAGUUAAAUGAUGGAAGAAGUAUAAUUUCUGAUUAUGUCACUGUGUAGAAAUGUUCUCAGUGACCAGAGUGCAUUAUUUCUCAUAAUUUGGGUUUAGAGGAUUUGAAGAAAGGAAAAAUCUUGGGCUUAGUGUCAGGAAGACGCCAUCAUUUUCAAAUUUUGUUUUGCUUCUUGACUUGCAGAUUCCUUUGAAGGGAGCUGGUAAAACUAUUAAUGAUCCAUUUUAAAAAUUGGUACCUGAUAAUUUUACCAGUACUUUUUUUCUUUUUUAUUUAUUUAUUGGUUUUAUUUAUUUAUUUUUUUUUACCACUCCUUGUGGAGCAGGGCUACACCAUAGGCAGUGUGCCUGGAGUAGCCACUUUUUUCCUUUCUAAAAUAUGUUAUUAACUUUAUGUUUGAAUGUCAUAUGUUUUGUCUGUCUCUUA
Molecule: messenger RNA, 2343 nt
Organism: Mandrillus leucophaeus (drill)
Lineage: Eukaryota; Metazoa; Chordata; Mammalia; Primates; Cercopithecidae
Gene: EXD1
Product: exonuclease 3'-5' domain containing 1
Exons: 10
Coding region: 200-1744 (514 amino acids)
Biological process (GO): nucleobase-containing compound metabolic process
Molecular function (GO): 3'-5' exonuclease activity; nucleic acid binding
Source: RefSeq, a predicted model, not a curated record